AAAUAGCAGACUGGUGCGCAUGCGCGUAGAUGCGCACGCUGCUUAAUAGAGUUGUGCCACUUCAAAACAAACCGCGUACACCCAAAAAUACUCAAAACGAUGCUCAGAAAAUUCAGGUGAUGAUACUUACACAAUGGCUAAUCCAGCUAUUCGGAUGUUACGGCGGCUAGAGGGUCUUUUUUGUGUUUACAAACCCUCUGGUGUCCACUGGAAACUCGUACGGGACACCAUCGAGACCAAUCUUCUUAAAGGUUUGAACGCCACACCGUCCCAGCCGGUUCCUCAGGAGGUCCGCUUCUUUACCUCAGCAGACAGUGAUGCUGAAGCAUCCAAGGGACUCACACUGUCUGCAGCCUCUGUGCCAGUACUUUCCAAGCAUCCUCUGGUGACUGGACCUGAAUUCCAGCAAAUCAAAGUUGGAGUAGGACAUCGGCUGGAUGCAUUUUCUUCUGGUGUUCUUGUUCUCGCUGUUGGGAAUGGAAACAGGACCCUAAAUGAUUUCUACAGAACACGAGUCACAAGGGAUUAUACACUGCAGGGAGAAUUUGGGACUGCAUCAGAUGAUUUCUCUAACACAGGCCGGGCUUUGGAAAGGUCCACCUAUGGUCACAUCACACAGGACAAUCUGGACAGAGUCUUGGCAAUGCUGCAGGGAGUCAACCAAAAGGCCAUGUUAACGUAUUCCAACGUAGACAUGCGCUCGCAGGAAGCUUAUGAGCUGGCUGCGCAGGGUUUACUUGGUUCAGACAUGAAAUUGCUGCCUAUUCUGACAGGCCUGCGUUGCAUUCACUUUCAGCCGCCCAACUUCACUUUAGAAGUGCAGUGUGCCAAUGAAACUCAGAAAUAUUUGCGCAAAGUUGUGCAUGAGAUAGGACUGGAGCUGCGCAGCACAGCAGUGUGUAAAGGAGUCAGGCGGACCAGAGACGGACACUUCAGCUUGCAGGAUGCCCUGACCCGUCACCACUGGACUGCUUCUGAUGUCAAGCAGGCUGUAAAACAAUACCACUUGACCAUUAAGAGUAAAAGACAAUCCCGCCCACAGAUCAAGGACCAAGCGUUACAACCACCUGAGGAGAAUACAACGGCAAAAGUAACAAAACACAAUAGAUCCACAGUGAGUCUGAGCCCAAUCCCAGUAUCAACAGAACUGUAAGCGGAGUCCCUGGUUUGUGAAAGAGAAAGUAUGAAAUUCAUAUUGUUAUUCUUUAGAACAAAAAUGGUUGUGCUACAAUUGUAAACAGCUAUAUGAGAUUUUGCACCAAUACCCCCCCCCCAAGAUUGCAAAUUGAAAGACUUCCAGGCAAGAUUUCCUUUUCCGUGUGACUUUAACAUCUGCAAAGUAAAUGCCAUAACAUCCAGGAUUUACUUCAUCUGCCAGACAAUAAUAUCGACCGAUAUUAGCAUAUGUAGUGACUAUUGGUAUCUGCUACUUUUAUCUCAAAUAUGUGCCGAUAUUACUAAAUUUCUACAGCAGUCCAGUAGCGUUUCAUUUGAGUUUCAUUGUAUUACACUAGCGAUUAUUUUUUACAAGCAGAGUGUGCGAUAUGGAUUACAACAAGAAUCAUCACUCUCCAGAGAGUCAAGAGGUGAUCCAUGAACAUGGGCAGUUACUUUGCAGUUGAGUAACCAUCCUGUCUUACUUAUUCAUCUUUUCUACAAGUUUUUGAUAACUGCAUUUGAGACAUAAAUCUAUAUUUAUCUCUACAGAUGAAAGAUCUCCCUAAUAUCGAUAUUGGCAUUGGACCCAAAAAAUCCCAUAUCGGCCAUGCCCUAGUUUAAAAGUCUGAAAUUACAGUUGAAUAUUCUCUGUUCUUCCUCUAUUUAGUACCAAAUUAAGUUAUACUUCACAGUACACCUUUGAAAAUGAUUUGGGUUGUGUUUUAAAAUGACUUACCUGUCAAUAAAGCGUUAAGUUUUCGUCUUA
Labrus bergylta (ballan wrasse) is the source of this 1924-nucleotide messenger RNA. It is a transcript of the gene trub2, whose product is annotated as TruB pseudouridine (psi) synthase family member 2. Gene Ontology annotation, molecular function: RNA binding; pseudouridine synthase activity. Lineage: Eukaryota; Metazoa; Chordata; Actinopteri; Labriformes; Labridae. The record is from RefSeq and is a predicted model, not a curated record. Gene Ontology annotation, biological process: RNA processing; pseudouridine synthesis.